This is a messenger RNA of Setaria italica (foxtail millet), 1763 nucleotides long. Its product is annotated as sugar transport protein MST1. Gene Ontology annotation, cellular component: membrane. NCBI's taxonomy places the organism in Eukaryota, Viridiplantae, Streptophyta, Magnoliopsida, Poales, Poaceae. Gene Ontology annotation, molecular function: monosaccharide transmembrane transporter activity. The record is from RefSeq and is a predicted model, not a curated record. The coding region runs from base 71 to 1609 and encodes 512 amino acids. Gene Ontology annotation, biological process: monosaccharide transmembrane transport. The transcript has 4 exons.
GCAUCUCUGAAAGCGAGGGAAGUUGGCUAGAGUUCUCUCGUGAGGAGCGGAGAAGGUGAGGGACGGAGAGAUGGCCGGAGGUGCCAUUGUUCCGACUGAUGGCCCCGCCACGGACUACGGCGGGAGCCUGACGCUCUCGGUGUUCAUGACCUGCCUUGUGGCUGCCUCGGGUGGCCUGAUCUUCGGCUACGACAUCGGCAUCUCUGGCGGCGUCUCGGAGAUGGAGCCGUUCCUGCGGCGCUUCUUCCCGCACGUCCUGAGGCGGAUGGCAGAGGCCAAGGGGAACGAGUACUGCAUCUACGACAGCCAGACGCUGACGGCCUUCACGUCGUCGCUGUACGUGGCCGGGCUGUUCGCGUCGCUGGUGGCCAGCCGCGUCACCAAGGCGAUGGGCCGGCAGGCCGUCAUGCUCAUGGGCGGCGCGCUCUUCUUCGCCGGCGGCGCCAUGACCGGCGCCGCCGUCAACAUCGCCAUGCUCAUCGUCGGUCGCAUGCUGCUCGGCUUCGGCGUCGGGUUCACCAACCAGGCCGCUCCGCUGUUCCUCGCCGAGAUGGCCCCGUCGAAGUGGCGCGGCGCCCUCACUGCCGGCUACCAGUUCUUCCUCGCGCUCGGGGUGCUCAUCGCCAACCUCGUCAACUACGCCACCGCGCGCGCCUCCUGGGGCUGGCGCGUCUCGCUGGGCCUCGCGGGCGCCCCGGCCAUCGUCAUCUUCGUCGGCGCGCUCUUCCUCACCGACACCCCCAGCAGCCUCGUCAUGCGGGGGCGGCCCGACAGGGCCCGCGCGGCGCUGCUCCGGGUGCGCGGUCCCGACGCGGACGUGGACGCCGAGCUCCGGGACAUCGCCAAGGCCGUGGAGGCUGCGCGGCAGAGCGAGGACGGCGCGUUCCGCCGGAUGGCCACGAGGCGCGAGUACCGCCCGCACCUGGUGCUCGCCGUGGCCGUGCCCAUGUUCUUCCAGCUCACCGGCGUCAUCGUGCUCGCCUUCUUCGCGCCGCUGGUGUUCCGCACCGUCGGGUUCGGCAGCAACGCCGCGCUGAUGGGCGCCGUCAUAAACGGCGCCGUGAACCUGGUCUCCCUCCUCCUCUCCACCCUCGUCAUCGACAGGUACGGCCGCAAGGUGCUCUUCAUGGUCGGCGGCAUCCAAAUGGUCAUUGCCCAGGUUGGGAUGGCUUGGAUCAUGGGCGCAAAAAUCGGCAGGAGCGGCGAGGCGGCGAUGCCGCACCCCUACGCGGUGGCGGUGCUGGUGUUCACCUGCCUGCACACCGCCGGGUUCGGGUGGUCAUGGGGACCCCUGGGAUGGGUGAUCCCGAGCGAGAUAUUCCCGGUCGACAUCCGGUCGGCGGGGCAGGCCAUGAACGUCUCCAUCGGCCUGUGCCUCACCUUCGUGCAGACGCAGUCGUUCCUCGCCAUGCUCUGCCGCUUCAAGUACGCCACCUUCGCCUACUACGCCGCGUGGGUCGCCGUCAUGACCGUCUUCAUCGCGCUCUUCCUGCCGGAGACCAUGGGCAUCCCGCUCGAGUCCAUGGGCACCAUUUGGGUGAAACACUGGUACUGGAAGAGGUUUGUUCACGACGGAAAAGAGCGGCGUGGCACUAACAUAAGGCAAUAGGUCCCGGGGGACGGGGGGAGAAGAAACAGACACUACGGUGUGAUGUAGAGUGUGUAGUGGUAAUGCUUCUUCUUAGUGCCAUGGCCAUUCGACAUACCAAUGUGUGUUUGUAUAUUCGCCGUGUGAUUUAUGAUUAUGCAAGUUCAUUUUCCAA